CCCCUGCACAAAUACGCACCCACGCCAACUCACGCCCACGUCUGACCUUCAAGCUUCGACCUUUCUCUGCUAAAUUCCCACACCCACCUCUCAGAAUCUUCUCUCUCAUUCCCAAAUUCACAAACCCCUAAUGUUUUUCUCUCCCUCACUCUAGUUUUUGAACUGGGGACCAUAAUUUCACAGCUUGCAAGCUCGAUUUCUGGGUUUUAUUUUUGCGGAGGGUGUCAAAGUUUCUGUUUUGCAUCGAUUAGGUAGUUGGAAAUUCAUCUUAGUAUCUUAUGAGUCAUUAAGUUCUCUACCCAAAUGUCAGUGGAGAGAUCCUUUGAAGCAUGGGAGGAGGUCCAACGCCAUGGACAGGACCUGGCGGACCGCUUGGCACAGGGGUUUACUGGUUUGAUUCAAUCUCACAUCAACCCUCCUUCGUUUCCAUGGCAAAGUCAGCAAAAGGCGAAGCUUUUCGAUUUGGAGUUUCCGAGCCAGAAUUUCGUGAUGAAAGAUUUCGGUGUUGUGAUUGAUAAGUCGGGAAUUAAUGGGGUUUCUGCAAUUUUUGACAUUGGUAAUAGAAUUGGUCAGGUUGGGGCGGAUUUCGGGGCGUGCUUGAAUGGGUUGGUGCAUCAGUUAUUUAGGAGGUUGCCUGUGCCUUUUCGGCAUGACGAGAUUGCUGUGGUAUCUGUUAGGGCGGAUUCAAGUAUGACGAGCCAAAGGGCUGAUGUUUGUGUAGGGGAGAAGGAGGAUUUGGGAGCGGUUGCUGAUCGGUUGAGAGAUUUCGGGUUUGCAGCGCAGAAUGAUAAUGGUCCGGAUGGAUCAGUGGAUGACGAACCUUCAGGGUUUAAUUUAACAUCUGCUGGAUGUCUGGGAACACCUCAGGGACAUAUAAACAUUUCCUCAACUUAUGAGAGUAGAACACAUAACUUAGAAAGCUCCUUGGUGGCAAGGGGAGAUCUAUGGAGAGUAGAGGCAUCAAAUGCAGGUUCUACAUCAGGAAAUGACAGUUCAUCCCUCUUCCUUGUCCAGCUUGGACCAGUGCUCUUUCUUCGAGAUACAACACUUCUUUUGCCAGUUCAUCUGUCAAAGCAACAUUUGUUUUGGUAUGGCUAUGACAGAAAGAAUGGGAUGCACUCUUUUUGUCCAGCUGUGUGGUCAAAGCAUAGGAGGUGGCUGUUAAUGUCUAUGAUCUGCCUCAAUCCUUUAGCUUGUUCAUUUGUAGAUUUGCAAUUUCCGAAUGGACAGUUGACAUAUGUGUCUGGAGAAGGGCUGACAACGAGUGCCUUCCUACCCCUUUGUGGGGGCCUUCUUCAAGCUCAGGGCCAAUAUCCUGGAGAAAUGAGAUAUAGCUUCUCUUGCAAGAAUAAGUGGGGAACACGAAUCACAUCAAUGGUACAAUUUCCAGACAAAUCUUUUACGCUGGGUCUUUCACAAGCAUUGGCUUGGCAGAGAUCUGGUCUGAUGAUGAGGCCAACCAUCCAAUUCAGGUAAGGUUCUUCUCCUUUUUGUUCAGUUGCACCUUACAAAAGUUUGUGGAUACCUCUCCUUGCAUUUAGGUGCUUCUCCUAUAUAGAGGUACCUCAUUUUGUUUACAAUUAGGUCUUUGAAUUGUUUCACUUACUCCCAAAACAAAUAUGUAUUUGUUCACUAGCUAGUCCUUUUAUAUGGUAGACAGAAGUGCUUAGGAUGAGUCCUAGACUAGAGGUUUACACUUUGCAGCUCUUCCUAUAAUCUGUUAGGUGAAAUUUUCAAUGGGCUGAUUGUCAAACAAAAUCAACUGCAUUGUUAGUUUUGGAUUUUGAAGCCUUUACUAAAGUAUGAAGAAGAAGAAGUAUUUAAGUAUUUGACUUUCUUGUUGAAUAGUUUGUAUUUGUUAGUUUGUAUGUCAAAAAAGGUAAUGCUUGUCAAAGUAAAUAGCCAAAUCAAUUGAGUGUUGCCUUUUGGAUAAGUAUCCUACUAAUAAUAGUUGGUUUAUUGACCAUUGAGUAUUUUUGUUCCUUAACAAGUAAUGGUCUUGUUUUGUCAUAUUGUAUUAAAUCUUUAAAUAGGAAAAGGCUAUUAGUUCAUCAACAACACAUGGUUAUAAGUUACUUCUCAUAACAUGCUUUAUUCAACUAUAUAUUUGAUUUUUGUACCCUUUUUUGAUAUCAGCAAACUGACUUAAUUCUUUUUCAUGUACUGAAGGUCACUCUUCCUUCCCUCAUAGGACACUAGAGCCUUAGUAAUGCCUGUCCUGAAUGUAGAUUUACUUAAAGUUAUUUUCUUGGUUUGCUUAGGAAAUGCAUUUUUAGGGGUUCUUUGCAACUAAAACAUUUUCUUUUUC
This is a messenger RNA of Rubroshorea leprosula, 2308 nucleotides long. The record is from the annotation of a GenBank genome assembly. NCBI's taxonomy places the organism in Eukaryota, Viridiplantae, Streptophyta, Magnoliopsida, Malvales, Dipterocarpaceae.